Messenger RNA from Chelonia mydas (Green sea turtle), 1680 nucleotides. RefSeq names its product islet amyloid polypeptide (gene IAPP). NCBI's taxonomy places the organism in Eukaryota, Metazoa, Chordata, Testudines, Cheloniidae. Gene Ontology annotation, molecular function: hormone activity. Gene Ontology annotation, cellular component: extracellular region. The transcript is spliced from 4 exons. Bases 345 to 749 code for a protein of 134 amino acids. The record is from RefSeq and is a predicted model, not a curated record.
ACAGUAGCUUCAUGAGGGCAUCCUGCAUAGGCUAGGUUAAUAUUUACUGAUGUGUUAAUAUAAUAAUGACCCAUCUACCUCUUCUCAUCUCUGGGGCACUUUCUAUCUAUAGGGAUGGAAAUGAAUGACAGAGUCUCUCUGUGCUGCCUGAUGUCAGAGCUGAGAAAGGUGUGAAGGGUAUAUAAGAGCUGUAUUACUUGCCAGCAAGGAGGGGAGAAAAAAGGGAUACUGCAGAGUCAGAUGCAAGCGUGGAAUUGUUGCAUGUACCCUUCCUGCUAAUACAGACGUGUGUUGAACUUCUUCAGUUAGUUCCUUGACCACUACAAGAAACUUAGGAAGGAAAGAUGUGCAACCUAAAGCUGACAGUUGUCUUCAUUGUGCUCUCUGUUACUUUAAGCUACUUGGACGCUACACCUAUGGAAAGACUAUUCUCUGUGGCUGACGAUCUAUCUGAUGGGACUUCCAACAGACAAGGAUGGCUAUUACCAGUUCUGUCAAGGAAUACACCCUGGGGACUUAACCGGGCAUUACCACAACCGGCUGCAGCAAAGCCAAAAAGUCACCGCUUGGAGAAACGGAAAUGCAACACUGCUACAUGUGUGACGCAACGUUUGGCUGACUUUUUAGUUCGAUCCGGCAACAACAUCGGAGCAAUUUAUUCACCGACCAACGUGGGAUCCAAUACAUAUGGCAAGAGGGACCGAGUUGGGCUUUUAAACAGAGAACCCCUAAAUUAUCUACAGCUUUAGCGUGUUGAAAUGAUUACUGCUGCACUCCUAAUUAGGAGUUCCUCUCCAGUUUUUAUGUAUAAAUAACCUUUUAGUCAUUUACUACCUAUACAUUCUUAACAGUGCCUUGUUUUCUUUGUGUGUGUGUCUGUGUAUGUGACUUUCAUGGUUCUCAUUUCACUAUGCAUGUAUGAUGACAUGCAUAGGGUAUGGUUUUGAAUUCACUAAACGCUUCAGAAAUCUGCUCAUUACAUUCCUUUGUGAAAAGAAAAUAAAUCACAAAAAUAAACUGAAAUGUAAUUGCUAUAGGGUUUUUUUUAAUUAAAAAGAUUAAAAAGACAACCAUGAUGUGUAUGUCUUUAUAGUCCCAGCUGGGUGAGGAGAAAACAAUGAAACCUGUCCUAAACAACCACUCAGGGAGCUAACAAAAAUCAGUUGGUUAAUGGAGCUUGUGUCCUAAUGUAAGUGAAGCAGAAUUGUACUCAGUAUUUUUGGAGUUACUUUAGAGGGGUUAUAGUCCCUUACUGCACUCUAAGCAAGAACUAUUGGGUGAAAGUCUAUGGCCUAUGUUAUAUAACUCAGACUAGAUGAUCAUAAUGGUCCCUUCUCACUGAAAAAUAUUUUAGUCUAAUAAGGGUGAUCUCUUGUACAGGUUUCAUUGCAUAUUGCAAUAUGGUAUUUUAAGGGUUUAAAAUUUAAGGGUAUUUAAGGGUUUAUAUCUAAAUUUUAGCUCACUUAACUCUAACCACUAUGAGAACCAGUAAAUUAUAAAGCUGAGCACAAGGAAACCCAGCUAAUCGGGUGACAAGAACUUUGUAUUCUUCUUAAAAGCAUGUCCUACAAAAGAACUGGCAUCUUUCUUUGUGUGUUCCCUUCUCUGAACUGAAUUAAUAAACUGAUUUAAAAAGAAAGUGAGCAAAAGCAUUAAGUUACCUAUGAUAGCUUUAUAUUU